CGAGACGCGCCGGACGGGCGGUGUUCGGCGAAGCGUGACGAGUUGAUGCGACACACUCACAGUGGCGAGCGGCCACCGACGACGGAUCGUGAUGAGUUUGACAGCGGCGACGAUCGACGCAACAUUCGCCGAGUGACGCGCGCUUCCGAUCGACGCGAGGGAUCGUCGUGAGUGAAGAGAAGAAUAAACUGGGGGACGAAGAAAGAGAGAUAAUACGGUGUCGAAAGGAGAACGAUCGAUCGAGUGACGGGAUGCGGCCGAGGAGAGUUUCGUAAUAUAACGCACUUCGCCCAAGUAUUCGCGCGCGCUCCUUAGUAUGGCAGAAUGGUUGGACGUAAAUUGCUGCCGUUGCUGAUACUCUUCCUGACAGGAUGGCAGGAAGCAGUGGCCGUGGUACCGGUACGGUACGUCGCCGUGGAUGUGGGUAAGGACUUGAAGCUGGCCUGCGCCGAGGAAAGCGCUCUUCCUUCGCAUUCAAACGAUCCGGUAGGAGUAAUGUGGGUAAGAGAGGGUCGAGAGGACGGGCAAAUCGAGCGCCUGAUAGUGGAGACAAACGGUGUGCUGGAACUGUUGAACGUUAGUUCGGACGACGCCGGCAAUUACUCGUGCACCUUGGACGACGAUCACGAUGCCCUGAAAGCGAGGAUCAACGUGGAAGUCAGGACGCCUCCACCAGCCUUGCACAAUGUGUGGGUCAAGCCGUCCACGAUCUUGGCCAACAUCCUCUGGGAGGUGGGUGAUACCGGCGGAUAUCCUAUCAUAGACUUCACUGCCGAAUAUCGUCUAAAACCACCCGCGGGUGAGAAACCGGAAGAGUGGAAGCCCAUUGUUCCAACGCACAUUCCUCCGAAUUCCAGGCAAAUAGAUGUGUAUCACUUGGUGCCAAACACGACGUACUUGUUCCGAGUGUGGGCAACCAAUCAGUUGGGGAGAGGCGAGAUCGUGGAGGUGGAGGGUCACACGCAUCACAGCGUGGAGGAAUUGGAACUCGCCCGACACCUUUUAGCCGGCGUAGAGAAUUUCGAUACGCGUGUCUGGGUGGCAGCCGUAGGUAUUGUCAUGGGCACACUUAUGAUUCUCGGUUUAGGUACUUGUUACCUGCUGUAUCGCGAGUGGAAAAUACCCUCGCAGCUGGAGGAGCAGGAGGUAAUUGAGCUCGUGCCGAACAUCAUUUUGAACCCGGGAUUUUUCGACGAGCGCACCGAGCACAUACCGCAGGACGAGAACUUCAACAAUCAGACAACCACGCGCCUCAACAACAAUAGCGUCGUGCAACCUAGACGGCUCUAGCGUAUUUCUCGUUUAUCUUAGAAGCGCCUUCGAAGCAACAACGGACACGAACACGUCUCUCUCUCUCUCUCUCUCUCGACGUCGUCUUGAAACGAGUAAGUAAUUCACCGCUAAAGGCCUCGACUUCGAAGAGAGAAAAGGAAACAAAAGUCGACGAUAGAAUAGGAAAGCAAGACUACCUAGCGAUUACGGUGAAAGAAUACAUGUCUCGAGACGUUAUCUUCAGGAACCGUCAGUCGCUUCGCAGUGUCCCGCCAGUCUCGAGUUUUCCGUUUGUUAUCGGGGAUCGAACUAGGAGGGAACCGGCUUUUAUUCUAAAAAAGAAAGGUUCUCCAGGAACCUUCGUUUUUUUAAAGCGACUUUGUGACGAAUCUUCCGGAACACGCUCGCGGAAAGCCGUCGUGGUUCUUGGAAGAUUUCUAGAUUAAGCUCUCGAGAGCAGCGAACUUGAGUAGAUUAACUUUUUAUACACAGUGAUGUGCGGAAAUUGUAAUCGCGCGCGCAACACAGUCGGUGAUAAUAUUUCUCGCGGCUUAGGAAUAUUGACAUUCCGAUUUUAAUCGUGACUCUUAGAAUCGCAAGAGAUUAUCCGAUCUCAUGAUACAAAGAAUCCUUCGAGUAAAAUUUUCGGUAAAAUUUCACUGUUGAACUAAUUAGUUUCUAUAUUUUACAUAUUAUUUUUUUUCGCGCAAUGAGAUCGCUAGAGGAACAUCUAUUUCCGAGAAUCGGAAAACAUCUCUUCCAUGUGUGAAGUAGUUGUUAAUCUUGUAGAAACUAGCUUCACCGACAAAAGAGACUGUCGAAACGGAAGGAAUUGAAGAAAAAAAAAACGGUUCCGUGUUCUCGUCCGACCCCUGAUUAACGAAACGCGACACAAAGUGUUCAAAACCCAAAAGAGCGUAAGACUCCACCAGACUUCGUGAGGAGGUUAAUAGAAUUUUUUGGAGAUGUUUACUGCAGGACGUUCUCACUCCCGUUAGUCUCCCGACGACACUCACACUCGACCGCUCAGACUGAUCGAGCUUAAAGGCGAAGGAAAGGACUCCUGUCAAGCCAAAAGAAUCGUAGUAAGACUGUAAAACUCUAAGAGAUAAUUUCGCGAAAUCGCGAUAAUCGAACGGUAUCGUGUCAGGAGGAAAAUGUAUUUUGCACUCGUUUACUUUUUCCGAGAAGUAACGCGGCGAAUAGCGAGUAUUGUUCUUUUUCUAAAUAAGAUCAUUUGUUGUUCAAUCGAUCGUACGAUGUACGAUUUGAUGAACUUACUGCCGUUUUAAGGUGUGCACAAGUCGUUGAAAGUUCCUUUCUAAGAAUGUCUGCGGAAAAUCGCUCUCUCGUUUUUGUUGUUUUAUUAUCGAUACAUAUGUAUAGAAUCUCUCUCUCGCUUUCCCCUCUCUCUCUCUCUCUCUCUCUCUCUCUCUCUCUCUCUCUCUGUAAAUAUGCUACUGCUCAUUAUGUGCUCGUGCUGCUCGUGAGAAAAAUCCCGCGAUUUCGAAGAAUUCAGAUGAAAAUGUCAUUUUAAGGCUGUCACACACAAAAUGCAUGUGCAUAGUAUAGCUGGCAUGUUCUGCAAAUCAAUAUAGCUGCUUUGAGCUGGAUGCUCAUGCAUUUGGUGUGCGACCCUUAAUCGUAAUAAUAAUAAUAAUAAUAACGCAGGUGUACAUACAUCUUUUCGUGGUAAUUCAGAUUUUAUCGAUAAUAUUUUUCACAAUAAUUCGCAUGCGAUCGUUCGAGGGAUGCGUAUGUCGCUUCAACAUACUUCUGCACCAUCUUAACACAGAAUCACUGAACUUUGUCUAUUAACUGACUACUAAUUGACUCACGUUGAUUCGCAAAAAUCAAAUUUUCCUAAACAGCAACUAAAACAUAAAAGGAGAGAAACAGGCGGGCGGAUAAA
Messenger RNA from Dinoponera quadriceps, 3184 nucleotides. Its product is annotated as Down syndrome cell adhesion molecule-like protein 1 homolog. The record is from RefSeq and is a predicted model, not a curated record. Gene Ontology annotation, molecular function: protein binding. The transcript has 6 exons. Gene Ontology annotation, biological process: cell-cell adhesion. The coding region runs from base 325 to 1290 and encodes 321 amino acids. Lineage: Eukaryota; Metazoa; Arthropoda; Insecta; Hymenoptera; Formicidae.